Colletotrichum godetiae is the source of this 627-nucleotide messenger RNA. RefSeq lists its product as uncharacterized. The transcript has a single exon. The record is from RefSeq and is a predicted model, not a curated record. NCBI's taxonomy places the organism in Eukaryota, Fungi, Ascomycota, Sordariomycetes, Glomerellales, Glomerellaceae. Bases 1 to 627 code for a protein of 208 amino acids.
AUGACUUGUCAGUUCUGUGGUGAAGAUCAAGGGGAUACCAUUCAUGUAAGUGUGGUGAAGUGGCAUGAUCUUCCUCGGGGUAUCCAAGCCGGCUGCUCCAGGUGCGCCUUCCUCAAUAAGUGUAUCAGUGCGGCUCCGUUUGAUACGCAGCAGAGCGAUCACAUAAACGUUCAACAAGGCGGCUCAUGCCAUGACUGGCACAAAGGGGCAAACACAAGUACAAACAUCGACAUAUUCACGCAAGAUGGUGAGACUCCCCAAACUCGGCACUCCAGCCAGUACUCUUUAGGAGAUAUCGAAUCUUGGAGGUGGUGGUCUAAUCCGCUGUGGCCCUCGUCUGUUUUGCCACCGCUGAUAAAUCAUGAGAUAGGCCAGGAAGAAAAUCCACUCCAAAUGCAGAAGAUGGCAGCACACCUUCCGGGAAGUACAAGCUCUGAAACGACCAUUAGGGCUAUCAAAGGUUGGCUUGAUGAAUCCAGUUCAAGUCACACCUGUCGUCGUAGAAACGGCAAGCAUGGACAUCAACGACAAGCUUUGCCCAAAAGACUUCUUCAAACCAGUCAUGAUACAGUUGGUUUGCAGGAGAACGCUAGGCAGCAACGUCAUGCAUGUCUGAGCUAUCGUUAG